Messenger RNA from Lichtheimia ornata, 1206 nucleotides. RefSeq lists its product as uncharacterized. NCBI's taxonomy places the organism in Eukaryota, Fungi, Mucoromycota, Mucoromycetes, Mucorales, Lichtheimiaceae. The coding region runs from base 1 to 1206 and encodes 401 amino acids. The transcript is spliced from 10 exons. Gene Ontology annotation, cellular component: nucleus. Gene Ontology annotation, biological process: protein desumoylation. Gene Ontology annotation, molecular function: deSUMOylase activity. The record is from RefSeq and is a predicted model, not a curated record.
AUGAAACAACUGGCUCGUGCCUCCCCAUUGGAUUACGCUCAUUCCACACAAAAGAGUCAAAAAACAAGCCGAGAUUCUGGCAUUCGUUCGCAAUCCAUACGACUUUGCUUUGCUUCAGACACGGACUACUAUUCUUCUACCGAUUUUUGCGACACGAUACGUGUUAAAGAACUCUGCCAAACCAUGUAUCAACUUCCACACCACCGAAAGGCCAACAGCGAUAACGACGACGACGUCAUUGUGAUCAGUUCCGACGAAGAAGAAGAAGACGACAACCAUGAGAAUGCCUCCAAAAAUAAGAAUGGAUCAGCGAACAAUGUGGACAGCGUGGAUUCAUUGUUGGAUGAUUUACAAGCACUCGACAUCAAUCGCAAGACUCCGGCAACCAAGACAUUGCAAGCGAGAUUCGACUUUGAACGAAUUGAAUCACGAAAGGAGUUCCUAAAGGCGCAGAAUGAUAUCUUUGGCCCAUCAGCUGCACUUGACCUUGACGACCUUUAUGAAAAGACGGCGAUCCCUAUUCCAAAAGGUCUAGUUGCAUUGACGGAUGAAGAGGAAGCACUGGUUCGCAAGCUUUUACGACCUGGAAAUAGCGGUGUGGUUGCAAAACAUAAGAAGGCUGUGGUUGAAUACAAGGACAUUGCAAAGUUGCUUCCAGAGACCUGGCUCAAUGACGAGGUGAUCAACUUUUACUUGGGUCUUAUAGCGGAUCGGGCCGACCAAGAAGAUUCAGGCUUACCCAGCGUAUACUGCUUUUCAACUUUUUUCUGUUCAACCCUGCGUGAAAAGGGCUAUCCCAAAGUGAAACGGUGGACGAAGCGCGUUGAUAUCUUUGCCAAGGAUUUGCUCUUUAUACCCAUCAAUUAUUCUUACCAUUGGACGUUGGGUGUCGUUGACAUGAAGCAGAAGACCAUUACGGUGUAUGAUUCAUUGGGUGGUGGUCAUCGUCCUACGCUCGAGCUCUUGCUGGAUUACCUAUCACAAGAACAUCAAGAUAAAAAGGGAUCACCAUUUGACGACUCUGGCUGGACAAUGCGUACACCCAAGGAAAUCCCCCAUCAAAAGAACAUGUCAGAUUGCGGUGUGUUCACAUGCACAUAUGCUGAGCGGUUAUCACGACAACAGGAAUUCGAAUUCACCCAAGAUGAUAUGGUGCUUAUCCGAAAACGAAUGGUGCUCGGUAUCGUUAACAAGAAACUCUGUUGA